GAGCUCAAUUGGUGUCUUCAGACUGGGGCUCGGGGCCAUCCUUCUCCGAGGCCACUAGAGCCUCAGCGAGCCUCUCUCUAAUCCUGCCUUAUGCUCACCCACCCAAAGGCCGGUCACCAGAGGGAAACUGGGACUGUUCAACCCUCGCUCCCUCAUCAACACAGAGAUGGCGGUAGGUGACACAGUGAAAGCAAACAGAUCUGGUUCUCAGUACUGCUGGUGUCUUCAACUCUACCUUUGUGGCCUCCCCUCUCUAAGUGACAGUGGCCUUGGAGUAGUGAUUGCCUCUUCACUGGCAAGCCAACACAGAGGCCACUGUUUCUCCUCCUCCACCACCUCUGUGGCGGUCAGAGUCCAGAAAGCUGAGCAGUGGGCGCUCCCGACGACCAGCGGCAAGGUGGACACCUCUGCUCAGCUCUCCCUGGAGUUGCGCUGCCCUGCUGAGAUGAAGGCUUCGGUGGCUGCUUUCCUUCUCCUUGUCUUUGCCACCACGUCUGCGUCUCUCUUCCAGCCAAAAAUCCCUGAGUCGGUGAACAUUCCAGCUGUCUGCUGCCUGACGUAUAAUGAGAAAGUAUUGCCACGGAAACUGGUAAUAGGAUACCGAGAGGCCCUCACCUGUCAUCUACCAGCAAUCAUCUUUGUCACCAAGAAGAACCGAGAAGUCUGCACCAACCCCAAUGACGACUGGGUCCAAGAGUACAUCAAAGAUUCCCAUGUACCUUUGCUGCCUCCCAGGAACUUGGCCUCGGUUAAAGUCACCAGAACAGAGAAAGGCCAGUCCCAGCUCCACUCCCCAUGAUGAUGAGGCCUCCAUGGAAGCCCAGGUGUAGGGAGAAAGGAUCCCUAUGGUCUGAAGUAGCACAGUCAUAGAGACACAGGUCAAUGAUCAAAAUAAAAGUAUUUUGAAUAUUGUCUUAAUCUUGGGAGGAAAUGUCAAAGUUAAGGGCAGGGAAAAAGACAGUCUCGAUUCAGAGAAAAAUCUUUCACCUUUUCUUACUCUGUGUCCCAUUUCUCACCUUCCACCAACACACCAGUUAUUCUAAAUAUUCCAGUUUCCAACCAACCAAACCAUCUCUGGCUUCUGGAUCUUGGCCUAUUAAAAGUCCCAUAGAACUCUUGAUUUCUCCUGUUUAUCUUAUUCCUUUCCUGGAUCUAUUUUUCUCCCAUUAUUCUUUUUUUCCCCAAAAAACAUAAUUUGGUGGUCGGAAGAGGGGAGACCAGGGUGAGAAUAUUCACAUGUUAAUAGCUUUGUACCCUGUAGCAGAGACCUGGCUGCAGCCCCACCGCCAGGUUUGGUCCUCCUCAGAAGGUCAUGGAAAGGAUUCCAGACCCAAAAGCAGAGGUGUGCACCUGUAGCUUCCACCUGUUAUGCAGGGCAGAGAAAGGGCCUUAGGUUAGGCUGGGGGUAAACUCUCAAUCCAGAUCUUUUAAGCUUGCAAAUAAAUGAAGUGUCCUUAAUUGCCAA
Molecule: messenger RNA, 1465 nt
Organism: Sciurus carolinensis (gray squirrel)
Lineage: Eukaryota; Metazoa; Chordata; Mammalia; Rodentia; Sciuridae
Gene: Ccl16
Product: C-C motif chemokine ligand 16
Exons: 4
Coding region: 167-799 (210 amino acids)
Biological process (GO): lymphocyte chemotaxis; inflammatory response; monocyte chemotaxis
Cellular component (GO): extracellular region
Molecular function (GO): CCR chemokine receptor binding; chemokine activity
Source: RefSeq, a predicted model, not a curated record